This is a messenger RNA of Sporothrix schenckii 1099-18, 411 nucleotides long. RefSeq lists its product as uncharacterized. The transcript is spliced from 2 exons. The record is from RefSeq and is a predicted model, not a curated record. NCBI's taxonomy places the organism in Eukaryota, Fungi, Ascomycota, Sordariomycetes, Ophiostomatales, Ophiostomataceae. The coding region runs from base 1 to 411 and encodes 136 amino acids.
AUGGGAGGCGGCGAUUUGCUGUUGGAGGACCGCCUGCGGCCACACUACGACAGCCGGCCGGAUGCUGCCCUAGAAGACUCAACCUCGAUUCUACACCAGCACCAACGCCAGCAACAGCGCUUAUUUCCCCUUGUGAUCCUCCCGCUCCCCGGAGCGAGACAAUCCCGUAACAGGCCCAUGGCUGACAGCAUCGGGAAAAAUGAGCAAGGAAAGGAUCGUAAGAAGGGAUACCGUCCAAAUGUUGGAUGUGUUGGACCUGGUGGACCUGACCCCAUGCCAGAGUCCAUUUUAGGCCCAACGGUCGCUGUCUCUCUGUCUGUCGCCUCCGUCCUGUCGCCUCUGACGUUUCUUGUCCAGUCAGAGCGUCUGCUCACUUUGUUAGUGGCCAGAAAAGGCAAGGAGUCCAAAUAG